AUGAAUGUCAACGGUGGCAUGAACUCUAACCACCUCCAGAACCUCCCCCCUCCAGUGAACGACUCCAAAAUGAACGGCGACGAGAAAAGUAGCAGUGGCUCCGACGCCUUCCCUUUGUCCAACUAUCAAAAAACUGUCCAUCAGAGAUUCAUCCGACGAAAUCUAUGGUUUGCAGACGUGGAAGAGCAAGCGUUCGAGGCUCCAGAGUGUGACAAUAAAAACAAACUGCUCAAUAUCAACUUGAGGACAAUCGUGGACAGGACCCGGAGUGGUAGCUUUGCCAUUCAAGAAGGAUCCAGCACUGAAAGCCAAGGCGGGCAGAAGGACAGUGCGACGGAAAGUGCUAGUGCAGAUGAGGAUAAGGAGAAGGGUGUUGGUGGUGGUGGUGCAGAGGUGUCGACCGUGCCGUGCCAAGAUGGCGGGAAGAGCGCGGUGAAGGCGGUCAGCGAGGAUAACGAAGAGGAGGCCGAGAUGAAGGCUGUGGCCACGUCUCCAGGAGGAAGGUUUCUGAAGUUUGACAUCGAGUUGGGGAGAGGAUCCUUCAAGACCGUCUACAAGGGCUUCGACACCGAGACCUGGGUUGAGGUGGCCUGGUGUGAGCUACAGGACCGCAAGUUGUCUAAAAUGGAACGUCAGCGCUUCAAGGAGGAGGCGGAGAUGCUGAAGGGGCUGCAGCAUCCCAACAUCGUUCGCUUCUACGACUUCUGGGAGUGUCCUCUCAAAGGGAAGAAAUGCAUCGUGUUGGUGACGGAACUCAUGACGUCUGGAACGCUCAAAACGUAUCUCAAGCGUUUUAAAGUGAUGAAGCCCAAAGUUUUGCGGAGCUGGUGUCGUCAGAUUCUGAAAGGCUUGCAUUUCCUCCACACGCGGACCCCUCCCAUCAUCCACAGGGACCUGAAGUGCGACAACAUCUUCAUCACUGGCCCCACCGGCUCCGUGAAGAUCGGAGACUUGGGACUGGCUACGCUAAAAGCAGCUUCAUUUGCCAAAAGUGUCAUAGGCACUCCAGAGUUCAUGGCCCCAGAGAUGUACGAGGAGCACUAUGACGAAGCAGUGGACGUGUACGCGUUCGGGAUGUGCAUGCUGGAGAUGGCCACGUCAGAAUACCCUUAUGCAGAGUGCCAAAACGCUGCCCAGAUUUAUCGCAAAGUCACCAGCGGAGUGAAGCCAGCCAGCUACAACAAGGUCAAGGAUCCAGAAAUAAAGGAGAUUAUUGGGGAGUGCAUCUGUCAAAAGAAGGAGGAGCGGUACACAAUCAAAGAGCUUCUGAAUCACGCAUUUUUUGCCGAGGACACAGGUGUGCGAGUGGAGCUGGCAGAAGAGGAUGAUGGGAAAAAGGCAUCGAUCGCUCUGAAGCUGUGGGUCGAGGACCACAAAAAACUCAAAGGGAAAUACAAAGAAACCGGAGCCAUCGAGUUCUCCUUCGAUCUGGAGAAAGAAGUUCCUGAAGUUGUAGCACAAGAGAUGGUGGAGUCGGGCUUCUUCCAUGAGAGUGAUGUGAAGACCGUGGGGAAGUCGCUUCGUGACCGAGUGGCUCUGAUCAAAUGGAGACGAGAGAGGAGCGUGUCUGUGUCUCUGAGGCAGGACCGAGCUCAGGGCUCCACCAGAACCGAACCAGAAGAACUAGACCCGGACCACAACCGCCUCUGCAACCUGCCGACCAGCACCACAUCGGUCACAUCUGACAGCACACUGGACAGUGGAACAGGAUCUACAGUGUACUCCGACUCGCACAGCAGUCAGCAGAGCGUCCUCUACCAGUCGCUGGUGGAGCCCACGAUGACCACGCAGCAGCCUGGUCAGUUCCCAGUCCGACCUCGCUCCUGUAACAAAGGCGACGUCUGGAGACCCACCCUGAGCCCCGAGAUCCGGACUCACUUGGGGGCCGUCACCAGGAGGGGCAGCGCUCCCGUUAUAGACACAUACAGGGCCAAUCACGCCGCUCAAUUUAACGGACUCACUCAAUCUCAGAAGCCAGUGAGCCCCACCCCUGUCGUCUUUGAGAGCCAAGCUGAGUUGAGUCCCACAGAGCUGGAAGUGGAAGACGGAUUUCUCCCCCGUACCAUCCUGCAUCUUCUAUCUCCAGAACGGCGUCUCAGUGACACCAGUGUGAGAGCUUCUUCUGAAACAGCCUAUCAGAACAUGGCCUCUCCAGCUCUCGGGGGACGCAGGCACUCUGACCUCAGCAGUCUUAUUAGCCUCGCCUCUCAUUAUAAUCACUUACUGUCCAUGCACAGAGGACACACAUGCCAGGCCUGCUUGUCUUUGCUCUACAUGAGUAACCGCUUGGCCUUAUCGAACGGCGGAAAUGACCUUCAAACCCCCACCGCAGCCACAGCGACAACGCCAGGGUUUGGACGCCUCCAGAAGAUUGCCAACGACUCUUCUGAUUUCUCCCUGCUCCAGAAGAACCUUUUCAACAUCAUCAGCGGCAAAUCGUCAAACUGCCCCAGCUUUAACUCUCAAAACGCGCACAGGACAGCGCGCAGUGAUGGAGACAGCACUCUGAAGUCACAGCUCUUGUCUUGUAGUGGGGACGUGGAAAGGUCUGGAGAGUGCGUGCCUGGACACUGGGGUGAAGAUCCAGUGACCAGGGGUAUAGGAGUGGCUGGCUCUGUGGACCACCAGUAUCCAUCUCUUCAGGGCAUGUCUAGCACCUCUCUCCAAUGCCUCCAGUCGGGGCAUAACCUCAGUUCUCUCCCCAACGCCGCUGGUUACGCACCGACAAACGUACAGCAGGCCACAGCACAGUACAUCGCACAGGGAUACCAAACACAAGGUCAACAGCCUCAGCAUCCAGCCAAUUCAGGAUAUUUUUCCAUGCAACAGAGCUAUCCAAACUGCGUGGCUGCCAAGCAAAUGCCAACCCCAGCCACGGCCGAAAUGUACAAUCAACAUGUGACCAAUCAGCAGGAGCACCAUGUUCUACAGCAGAAAGCUUUAUUACCACAAACCCAGGACUAUGCACAUAUGACCAUGAACGGACCUCCGCAGCUCCCGGCGCCAGUUCAGUAUUCUCAAACGUUUGUGGAGGACGACCAAAGCUUGCUCGUGCAUAAAACCCAGACUCCAGCUCAUCCUCUUCAGCCCCUGCAGAUCUCAACUUCCCUCCAUCCUACACAUCCUUGCCAGUUCCCUCUGCAGCUCCCCACAGUGCAGGUGCUGGCCGACUGUGACCCCGCCCCCUCCUCCUCCUGCACCUCCUCCGCUCCUCCUCUUCUUCUUCCUCCUCAAAUCUCUCCAUCUCCCAGCCCCAUGUUCCUCUGUCCCCGGCCGGCCCACCCCUCGGCCUCCCCCUCCGUCUCCCCCCUCUCCCCCCUGAUGGUGGAGAACAUGUUGUGUCCGAACAUGACGCUCUUGCCUUCUCCCAGCCCCGCGUCUCUCCUGCCCUCUCCCACUCCCACUCCCACCCCGACGCUGACAAAGCUAGCUCCCACCUCCCCACUGCACCUUCCCCAACCCGUAUUUACCUCCGCAUUAAACGCAUUACACCCGAUUCUGGCUCACAGCAGCUCUGGUCAGAAUGCACAGCCCCCAAAUGGCAGCUCUCUGAUGCAGGUCCCUCCGCAGACUCACAUGGUCCACCCUGGAGUGGUCCCGUCACAGCUGGUGCAGCCUGGUCCUCUCCCUCAGCCUUCAGCUUCACCUGUGCACAGCGGCUCUAUCCAGAGCUUCUCCGCAGACGACGGUGUGUUUCACCCACAUGUGCAGACGGAUUCCCAAAGAGCCACCUGUGACAGUGGCAGUCUGCCCCAGCACAAAGCACAUGUCUCUGCUCACGCACCAGUGGGACAGGGGCCUACAGCAGCGGUCCUGGAGGACCAAACCUACGAAAAACCAACUUCUGGCCAAAGCUAUGACAGCGUCAACUCCGAUGCCACGUCAGGUAAAGAGAUGAGCGACGGCUGCGAAGGGACCCACGGGGGUAAAUGUGACGGAAAAGUCAGAAAACACCAUCGCAAGACUUCACGGACUCGCUCCAGACAGGAGAGGAUCGGCAAACCCAAACUCAGCAUGCUCAACGUGUGCAACACGGGGGACAAGAUGGUGGAGUGUCAGCUGGAGACGCACAAUCACAAGAUGGUCACGUUUAAAUUCGAUCUGGACGGAGACGCGCCAGAAGAAAUUGCAACUUACAUGGUGGACAACGAUUUUAUUCUGCUGCUGGAGAAGGAGAUGUUCAUUGAGCAGCUGAAGGACAUCGUGGAGAAGGCGGAGGACAUGUUGAGUGAGGACACAGAGCUGGAGAAUGACACAGAUGUGCGAGGGAGCCCCAAACAGAACAGCACAGACGUUCCCACGGAAACGGAGGGUUCCACAACUGUUAUAUUCCCCAGCAGUCCUCAGCUUGUUUACCAGCAGAAUGUCCUGCACACGGGAAAACGCUGGUUCAUCAUCUGCCCAGUGGCUGAAAUCCCCAACGCAGACACGGACAAAACAUCUCUGACCUCUGCAGAUCUCGAAUCGGAAAACUCGUCCGUCAAGCCCAGUACCACCAGUGCUGCAGUGUCUACUCACACUGCAUCUUCAUCCAGUCCAACCGUCUCCACCCUGCCCCCCGCUGACAAAACAGCGUCAUUACAAGCACAGGACCAAAACAAGAGCAAUGCCCAGAUACAGCAGCCGCAGGCCAGCGUGCCAAAGCCUCCCCUCCCUCCCGCUCCUCUCAACCACUCAUUCCCCGUCGAGGAUCCGUGCGUCUCUCUGGUAACGGAGAUGCCAUGCUGUGCCAUAGUGCCGCCCAUUUCGCUGGAAGUGAACGCCAAUGACAAAAUGGCACUUACAAAUGCGUUGCCGUCUCAAAAAGCCCAAAGUAAAAUAAGUCCAGGGGGAGAUAUUGCUUCCCAGCAGUCUGUAGUAUUGCAACAACCUUUCUCUUCGUCGCUGCCAUCUGGAGCGGUGACGUCACAGCCGGAGAGUCCCGCACACCAAGCGUCCAGUGGCCACCAGGGGGAGUCAGACAGCGAGGGGCCGCGGAGAGUGGAGUUUGUGGAUCGGACAAUUAAGACUUUAGAUGAGAAACUGAGGAAUCUUCUCUAUCAGGAGCAUGGGCCGUCUCAGUCCUGCAACAUGUCGGAUCAGCAGGCGUCCAGCGCGGAGGACAUCAGCUCUACUCCGGGGUCGGACGGGCAAAGUACAGAGGGGGGGCCUUCCAAGAAGAAGGGGGAGCCCAUGCCGCAGAUUCCAGAGCAUGCAGAUGUGAAUGCAGACAACUCUACAGGGACAAGCGCUAAGCAUCUAAACGGAAAAGGCUCCAAAGGCCGCUUUCAAGUCCUUCCUACCCCUGCUGAUGCCAUUUGCAACAUGGAGAAAUGCAAGACAAGUCCAAGCAUUUGUAGCUCUGCAGCUCCUUCUAGAGGUUUGAAUGGUCCUCACAGCCACGUCAAGAGCUUAGCCAAGUCCAAGGGCCAAGAUGAUGGCAACACCUCAGAACCCUCCAAGUCAAAUACAAACCGAUACUCCGCCCCACCAGGCUUGUACCAGGCCACUCCGGUGUCCAGCCCCAACAGCACGCCACAGCAUAUUCCAAGAGCCAAAACAAUGGAAUCUUCCACUCAUCAGCAGUAUUCCGAUUCGGCGGAUGAGGAGAGCAGUAGUUUGGCCCCUCCCAUGUCGCACCCGGCUCCGCCCACACACGCUCUGUCUGAACACAGUGGGAGUGACCUCAUGAAACGGGCAGUGGCGUUCUUGAGGCGCAGUGGGCGGAGCAAAAGCGAGCACAGCGCAGAUUCGGCAAACCGUCACUGCGUUGCCAUGAACGGACACGUCCCCUCGCCCUCUCCGGGUCACACCCAGUCGUCGUACAUCAGCAGUGACAACGACUCGGAGUUUGAGGACGCUGACAUGAAGAGAGAGCUGCAGAAGCUGAGGGAAAAACACAUGAAGGAGAUCUCAGAGCUGCAGGCUUUCCAGAGGAAUGAGAUCGAGCGCCUGUAUAAGGAUCUGGGGAAAACACUGCCCCCUAGUGUCGGCCUUCUUCACGCUGUUCCUCCCAGCGGCAGGAGACGCAGGACCAGCAAACACAAGCUGAAGGCCGGGAAACUGCAGAACCCCAUGGUGCAGCAGCUCAGGAACAAUGUCACUGUUUCUCCUACUGACAGAAAAGGGGACAGCGCGGUCAGUUCGUCCGACUCUCCGGCCAAAAGCUCCCUGUUGUCUGAGGGCUCCACAGUGUCCAGUGUGAGCUCUGGAUCCAGUGCUCCUCCCAGACCUGGUCCAGUCCCGGUCCAGACCCAGCAGCCAUGUUCCCUGAAAGGCUCCAUCUCCUCUGACAACAUCUACAGUGGAGCGCACAGUGACCGGACACAAGCUGCUCAAGGGUCUACUCUGAAACGACUUUGUCUAGGCAAAGAGCGCAGUAGUAGGUCCUCCCUCAGCACUGCUGCAGCCCAGCCACCCCCUCUGACCACACCUUCACCCACUCCGCAGCCACUCCCGCGACUCGCUCAGGUCCAAACCAACAACAGCAACAACAAAAAAGGCACUUUCACAGAGGACCUUCACAAACUGGUAGAUGACUGGACAAAGGAAACAUUGUCUCUCUCUCAUAAAACCCGCCCCACACUCAACCAAAUGAAACAUGAACGACGGCAACAAGAACUGCAAGGCAAAGGCCCCCCCUUCCGACCUGCUGCACACGAGAUAAAAUGCCAUGCCAAUGUUGGUUGCAGCCAGUUCCGUCUGCCUCUUUCCUGCCCCCUGUCUGCUGCUUUAAGACCUGGUUUCCCCUCAAACUACAAUCCCAGCUCCUCUGUCCUACUUCCUACUGCGUAUGACAUUCCGUUAGGAUGUUAUGGCUCUCGGGAAGCCGUUUCUCUCUGCUCUCAGUUUCCUGGGACGCCUGCUCCUCUGGUGGGUUCCAGUUCUGCCGUUGAUCUGCUUGGUGCUGCAAGAACCACGCCAUAUGUUGCAAUGACAAACCCGGGGAUGAAAGCCUAUCCUGUGGUCAUGCUCUCAGCUGACGGCGCAUCUCUCCCGGGGCACAUUCUUGAAGAACGUGUAAUGGAAGAUUAG
Molecule: messenger RNA, 7014 nt
Organism: Knipowitschia caucasica
Lineage: Eukaryota; Metazoa; Chordata; Actinopteri; Gobiiformes; Gobiidae
Source: the annotation of a GenBank genome assembly